UAGACAUCUUUGGCUUGUGUAUUUCAAUAUUCAAAUCUGACAUGACAUACAUACAAGAGAGCACAUACCUGGUCAGUAUUUCAGAGUCUUCGUCAGCACAGAAGGAGAAACACCGGAGCGAAGCUGAGGAGAGAAGGACUCAGAAGAUUGAUGCAGGAUUACCUUGACAAACAUCAAGUGUCUGCGUGUUUCGUCCAACAGAGGCAACUAUUGUGUUUGGUCCACUGCACACUAAGACAUCAGUUUCAUCAAACAGAGCAAAGAUGAAGUGGAGUCUGUUUGUGCUCAUCCUGAUGGGUCAGUGUUGCUUCUUCAUGUGUCAACUCUAUGAAUACCACUUCAUUAAUAAGAGCAAGACCUGGGAGAAAGCCAAGGAGUACUGCAAGGAAAAAUAUACAGACCUGGCCACAGUGUAUGACAUGACAGACAUGAAGAGACUUAAUAACUCUAGAAAGACACAAGCUGAAGCCUGGACCGGACUGUACAACAACUCAGGAAAGGAGAACAGGACGUGGCACUGGUCUCUGCCAGGGCUGGAGUACAAUGAGAGUGAGGCACAGUGGGGUCCUGGUGAACCAAAUGAUUGUGAAGGACAUAUUGAGAACUGUGGGGCAACGAAGAAGGGGAGUUGGAAAUGGAUCGACGAUGGUUGUCUUAAAGAACAUCCAUUCAUCUGCUAUGAUGAAAAGAAGCAACCCAAUGACCCAUACUGUGUAGUUGAGGAAAAGAUGAACUGGUUACAGGCUCAGAAGUACUGCAGAGACAAACACACUGACCUGAUCAGUGGACUCACUCAGUUGAAUCAGGUAAAAGACCUGGAUGUACCUUCUGUAAACUUCUGGAUCGGCCUGUUCAGAGACACCUGGAGGUGGUCAGAUGGGAGCAGUUCCUCUUUUAGAAACUGGGAUCCUGAAGUUGGAGACAAGAACUGUGCUUUGUUAAAAAGUUCUGGACAAUGGAGAUCUGCUGAUUGUAAUAUGAAAAAACCUUUCUUCUGCUACGACGAAUACAUGAUCCUGAUCAAAGAAAACAAGACCUGGGAGGAGGCCCUGUCUUACUGCAGAAAGCACCACUAUGACCUGAUCUCCAUCACUAACAGUAACGAGCAGACAUGGGUCCAAGAGAAAGCCAAGAGCGCCACCUCUCCCUACGUCUGGACGGGUCUGCGCUACACCUGCACUCUGGAAUUCUGGUUCUGGGUCAGCAACGAGGAAGUCCAGUAUGAGAACUGGAAGGAAAAGAUGGAUGACUGUAACAUGUCUGGAGCCAUGGAGAGAGGAGGAAAACAUCAGUGGUACAGUCAUCUUGCUGAUAUGAAAUUUAAUUUCAUCUGUUCCCGUUAAGGCCCGCUCUGCUUACCGGUAGCAGACAUAACAAUUAUUUACUCACUCUGUUCCUGGUGGUGUGUUUUUUUAAGAAGCUUACACUAUAUUAUAUGCUAUGUUUUUAGGGUCAUUGAAUGGUAUUUUGGGAAAUGUAGGCGAUACAUCAAAUUUACAACAGGCUUAAAAAAUGCAGUCAAUCAUUGUAUAGUUCACAACAACAGAGGCUUAUUUUUCUGUCCCCGUGUGACGUCUGUUUCUGACAUAUGCAUGUUUUUUUUUUGGGUUGUGUGUUGAAUCCUUAUUAUUAUCCUUCUUACAAAAACAUGUAGUUUUCCUUAACAAUAGAUCUGCCAAUGUAUACUUUGAUUUUGUGAACAUUAUUUACUCACUGUUUGAUAUUUUAGGAUGUUGUGGUGA
Molecule: messenger RNA, 1742 nt
Organism: Larimichthys crocea (large yellow croaker)
Lineage: Eukaryota; Metazoa; Chordata; Actinopteri; Sciaenidae
Product: C-type mannose receptor 2
Exons: 5
Coding region: 264-1343 (359 amino acids)
Source: RefSeq, a predicted model, not a curated record